Molecule: messenger RNA, 2544 nt
Organism: Scomber japonicus (chub mackerel)
Lineage: Eukaryota; Metazoa; Chordata; Actinopteri; Scombriformes; Scombridae
Gene: slc4a1b
Product: solute carrier family 4 member 1b (Diego blood group)
Exons: 16
Coding region: 19-2544 (841 amino acids)
Biological process (GO): bicarbonate transport; transmembrane transport; regulation of intracellular pH
Cellular component (GO): plasma membrane; basolateral plasma membrane
Molecular function (GO): monoatomic anion transmembrane transporter activity; bicarbonate transmembrane transporter activity; solute:inorganic anion antiporter activity
Source: RefSeq, a predicted model, not a curated record
GUGGAGCUGAACGAGAUAAUGAAGGACGAGAAGCAGGAGGCCUACUGGCAGGAGACAGGCCGAUGGCAGGGUUUAGAGGAGAGCUACGACCCACAGACUGGCGUGUGGGGGUCCUCGCACGUCUCCUACCUCACCUUCAAGAGCCUCAUCGAGCUCCGACGCACCAUGAACACAGGUGUGACGAUCUUUGACUGUGAGGAGCAGACACUGGCCAGCAUCGCUGAGAAGAUGGUCAGCGAGUUGGUUAACAAGAAGCAGAUCAAGCCCGGAGAUCAGGAAGGUGUGCUGAAAGCUCUGAUACAAAACCGCAGCCAAUCAGCUGAUCCGGAAAGCCAAGCCCUGACUGAUAGGAUGGACCUGCAGAGGUUCUCAGUCAAAGAAAGGAGGGAGGAAUCAGACCGCGUUGAGGCCUCCAUGGUGUUAGUAGGAGCCUUGGACUUCCUUGAAAAUCCUACAGUUGUGUUUGUGCGUCUGAAGGAAGCCGUGGUGCUGGACUCUGCCUUGGAGGCCCCAGUACCUGUACGCUUUGUCUUUGUUCUGAUUGGCCCCAGCAUAACUGAUAUGGACUACCACGAGACUGGCCGUGCAAUGGCAGCCUUAAUGGCUGAUAAAGUGUUCAAUCAGGCAGCAAUUAAGGCAAAAAGUGCUCGUGAGCUGACAGAUGCUGUCUCCGACUUCAUGGACUGCAGCAUUGUCAUCCCACCCACCGAGAUCCAGAGUGAGGCGAUGCUUGGCUCCAUCAUCAGCUUUCAGAAGAAGUUACUGCAGGACCGGCUUCAGUCCUCCGAUACCAAGCUCCGCCUAGACAGCAAACCUCGCAAAGUUUCCAUCUCUACUGGGCCUCCACCUGAAGACCCCCUGGCCCGAACAGGUCGGCCCUUUGGGGGGAUGAUUCGAGACGUAAAGAGACGUUUCCAGUACUACAAGAGCGACAUCACAGACGCUCUCGAUGCCCAGGUUCUUGCUGCUAUCAUCUUCAUCUACUUUGCUGCUCUUUCUCCUGCCAUCACCUUUGGAGGACUGCUUGCUGAUAAGGUGGAAAAUAUGAUGGGCGUUCCAGAGCUCCUCAUCUCCACCAGCAUCCAGGGGAUAAUCUUCUGCUUUGUUGCUGCUCAGCCUGUCCUUGUCAUUGGUUUCUCUGGUCCUCUGUUAGUGUUUGAGGAAGCUUUCUUUGCUUUCUGCAAGUCUCAGGACAUUGAGUACAUUGUUGGGCGAGUGUGGGUUGGAGUGUGGCUGGUCAUCAUUGUGGUGAUCAUUGUGGCCUGUGAGGGCAGCUUCAUGGUGCGCUUCAUCUCCCGCUUCACCCAGGAGAUCUUUUCCAUCCUCAUCUCCAUCAUCUUCAUUUAUGAAACCUUUGCCAAAUUGGGGCGGAUCUUCAAGGCCCAUCCACUGAUUCUGAACUACGACCACCUGAAUGCAACUAUAGAAAAUCCCUGGCAUUCAAGAGUGGAGCAGACAUCCAUCUAUGACAAUUCUACUGGCAACACAACUGUUUUCAUCAACACUAUUAAUCCUUCGUACCCCAACACUGCCCUGCUCUCCAUGUGCCUCAUGUUCGGCUGUUUCUUUAUUGCCUACUUUCUGCGGCAGUUCAAGAAUGGUACCUUUCUUCCUGGAAAGGUCAGGCGCCUGAUGGGUGACUUUGGAGUGCCCAUUGCCAUUUUCCUCAUGAUUGUCAUCGACUACAACAUUGACGACACCUACACUCAGAAACUAGUGGUUCCCAAAGGUCUGAUGGUGUCCAAUCCCGCCAAAAGAGGCUGGCUUAUUAACCCCUUUGGAGAGCACCAGGCAUUCCCUGUGUGGAUGAUGUUUGCAUGCUGUGUCCCAGCCCUACUCGUCUUCAUCCUCAUCUUCCUGGAGUCUCAGAUCACAACCCUAAUUGUGAGCAAACCUGAGAGGAAGAUGGUCAAGGGCUCUGGGUUCCACUAUGAUUUACUUGUGUUAGUGGGCAUGGGAGGACUUGGUGCAAUAUUUGGUGUGCCAUGGCUCAGUGCUGCCACAGUGCGUUCUGUCACUCAUGCCAACGCCCUUACUGUCAUGAGCAAAGGACCCAAACCUGUGAUUGAGAAGGUGUUGGAGCAGAGGAUCAGUGGCAUUGUGGUGGCAUUGUUGGUUGGUCUCUCUAUCCUGAUGGAGCCAAUUCUCAAGAUGAUUCCCAUGGCGGCCCUGUUUGGGAUUUUCCUCUACAUGGGAGUUACUUCACUGAAUGGCAUCCAGCUGUGGGACCGUAUACUGCUUCUGCUCGUUCCCAAGAAAUACCACCCCGAUGAGCCAUAUGCCACCAGAGUGAGCACAGGAAGAAUGCACUUGUUCACGGCCAUCCAGGUAUCGUGCCUUGCAGCUCUAUGGAUUGUGAAAUCUAGUCCGGUGUCCCUUGCACUUCCCUUCAUACUCAUCCUUACCAUCCCCCUUCGGAUGUUCAUGACUGGGCGCCUCUUCACUGAACUGGAAAUGAAAUGUUUGGAUGCUGAUGAUGCCAAGAUAACAUUCGAGGAGGAGCCGGGGCAGGAUGUAUAUUUUGAAUCUCAGAUGCCAUUGUAA